UCGCGCACAAAACUGGACGCGCGCUUUCAAUUAUACGCUGCUCUCUUAUGAAUGUUCUCUCCUCUCGCUCAGUGAGCGUGUGCGCACUCAAAAUGCGUGCCGUGCGUCCACGAAUCCUUUGGUACUCUUGCUCUCGAGACGUCCUCCUGGCGUGUGCCAGGCAUUAUAGGCUGUCAAAAGUAGUCAACCAAUCAGGGAUAGGCUUCACGGCGGGCCAAUGAAAACGCGACCUCUUACAUGCCAUCUUAUUGGUUGAAAGUGACUCGGGGUAUUCAACGACGCAAGAUGGAUCCACCACGUUCUCAGGUCCUGCUUAGACGACUAGUUUUGGAGAGGUUGUUAAAUAAACUGCAGUAUGUUGUUAGCCAUUCUGCCUCAGGCCUUGACCUGGAUUAUCUCCAUUUCAUCUGCACACAUGAAGUAAUACUUAUUGAUGCACUAGAAGAACAAAAUGUUGUCCCUGAUUGUAUUGUAAAUGCUCUUCGAGAGCUCUGUACAAUGGUGAGAGGACAGGUUGAGAAUGAAACACUUCAAAUUGAACUGGAGGCAGUUGCAGGAGUUAUGGGACGACCUAAAUACAUAAUAGAAAAAGAGAAGCUCAGGUCUUUACUAGACAUUCAGCUGCCCAUUCCUUGCAUAGCUAAACUCUUGGGAGUUAGUGAAAGAACAGUUUUUCGUAGGAUGAUGGAGUUUGAGUUGUCUGUGUCAGACUCAUACAGUACACUGAGUGACCAGGAGCUUGAUAUGUUAGUGUCCAACAUCAAGUCAGAAAUGCCUCAUGUGGGAUAUAGAUUGAUGAUGGGAAGGCUGAGAUCUUUAGGUCACAGGAUACAGUGGAGCAGAUUGAGGGCCUCAAUGCACAGAAUAGAUGCAGUUGGUGUUUUUUCCAGUAUGACACAGCUAGGCUGUAUAGUGAGGAGAAAAUAUUCUGUUAGGGCACCUCUCAGUCUAGUGCAUGUGGAUACGAACCACAAACUGAUAAGAUACAACCUUGUCAUUUUUAGGGGCAUUGAUGGCUUUUCCAGAAAGAUAAUGUACUUGGAUGCAUCUAACAAUAACAAGGCAUCAACUGGCUUCACCUUUUUUUUAGACUCUAUUGAGCAGAAUGGACUGCCUUCAAGGGUUAGAGCUGAUCAAGGAGUUGAAAACCUCGACAUUGCGCGGUUCAUGUUCACUGUAAGGGGAACAGAUCGAGCAAGUUUCAUCUCUGGAAAAAGUGUACACAAUCAAAGGAUUGAGAGGCUCUGGCGUGACGUGUGGACAGCAGUGACUGUCACGUAUUACGAUGUCCUGCAUAGUCUUGAAGAAGAUGGCCUACUGGACAUCUCAAGCGCACUACACAUCUUCCUUGUCCACUUUGUGUUUUUACCCCGUCUCCGCAAAGACUUGCAGACAUUUGCUGAGGGCUGGAACCAUCACCCCCUCCGCACUGAGCGCAAUAUGAGCCCCCAGCAGUUGUGGGAGGUGGGACUUCUACAGAACAGCACUCACGAGCCUGAGAAUGUAGAGGGUGAAGAGGACUUUGACAUAGACUGGGAAAGUGCCAUCUUCCAUGAGGAAUCAUUAACAGAAUGUGGAGUUGUGAUCCCUGAACUUUCCCCCUCCCUAAAUGAGCAAGAAAUGCAACACCUCCAAGCUUCUGUUGAUCCUACAGCCACAUCAUACUCACAUGGCCGAGACAUCUUUGUUCAGUGCCUUAAUAUUUUUAGUUGAGAAACUGGUAUAUGCCAAGUCUCCUUAUUUGGUUGUUCAUAUCUACCAAUGAUGGAAACACACUGUAAUAUUUUCCAGUGACACUUUAAUGAAUACAAGUAAUACUGUUUGUUUUAAUACCGUUUUCUUUAUUCUCCUUACAUUAAAUAAAAUGUUAAAUAAUAAAUUCCUGGACAAGAAAUAACAUGUCCACAUAUUAUCCAAAUUUUACAGGAACUUGAACCUUAAAUGUUAAGCAAGAAACAACCAACCACAACUUUAACAAAUUUAACUGAAACCUUACGUUGAACAGUUAGACAAGCUUGUGUUGCUAUAUUCUGAGAAAUUCCUGGCCAAGAAAAAAGGCUUCCAUCAUUACCAUUUUGAAAUCCUCAUACGUCAACAUGUGUCUAACUGGUAGGACAAUGGUAUUGCUACAUGCUGCUACAGUUGGAUAACAGAUCCUGUGCUCACAAUAUUUGACAUCACAGUUAUGGUUGAACUGCACAGUGAUUUUGAACUGAUUCUUCUCCUGAGACAGAUAGGGAAUGUGUCCCUGCCCUGUGACCCACUGAAGGAAGCUCUUCGGACUCAUGGAAGGCUGAGAAGCUGCCUCAAUACCAGAAGCACUGUCACCUGAUAAACAAAUGAA
Messenger RNA from Triplophysa rosa, 2344 nucleotides. RefSeq lists its product as uncharacterized. The transcript has 7 exons. The record is from RefSeq and is a predicted model, not a curated record. Lineage: Eukaryota; Metazoa; Chordata; Actinopteri; Cypriniformes; Nemacheilidae. The coding region runs from base 238 to 1713 and encodes 491 amino acids.